AUGAAAAUCGUAAUUAGAUAUUAUAAUGACUGGGGAAUUUUGAAUGUUGAGUAAUUAAAAAUCUCAUCGAAAUAUAAAAUAUCUGAAUUGUAUGAUUAAGUAUCAAAUUUGACAGGAAUUGAUUAAAAUCAACUUAAAUUGAUUUUGAUAUAAACAAAUGAGAAAGUAACAUUUUAGAUUAAGAAGAUUGUUCUUGAUGAAUUAAACCUUUACAUAUGUGAUUAUUAGAUUUAAUAAGGAUCUGCCAUAUUUGCAUAAAAAACAACUGAUCCUUUUUCUGAUAUGGCAUCUUCAUUUUCAUCAUAAUUUGAUCCCUCACAAUUUCUUGAUACUUCAGCUAAUUCUAUUCCUGAAUAAGAGACUAUAUUUUAAUUAAUUAGAUUGUCUCUUUUAAGUGAUCUAGAACUCUUUUUAGAAGAUAGAAAUGAUAGAUUAUAAUUGAUAAAUGGAAUUGAAUUGACAGGAUGGAAUGCACUUCAUUUAGUUACAUUUUUAGGAGAUGAGAAGAUGUAUUUAUGGUUAAUAAGUUCUGGAGGGGAUAUUUCUAUACUCUCUAAAGAUGGAUGGAAUUGUUUAUAAAUAGCAAUUUGGUAAUCAAAUAUUAAAAGUAAAUUAUUUAAAUUUUAACUAGCUUAGUGA
Molecule: messenger RNA, 639 nt
Organism: Paramecium primaurelia
Lineage: Eukaryota; Ciliophora; Oligohymenophorea; Peniculida; Parameciidae
Source: the annotation of a GenBank genome assembly